This is a messenger RNA of Impatiens glandulifera, 1425 nucleotides long. RefSeq names its product stress response protein nst1-like. NCBI's taxonomy places the organism in Eukaryota, Viridiplantae, Streptophyta, Magnoliopsida, Ericales, Balsaminaceae. The transcript is spliced from 2 exons. The coding region runs from base 1 to 1425 and encodes 474 amino acids. The record is from RefSeq and is a predicted model, not a curated record.
AUGCCGGGCCUAACCGAUGAGCAAUGCUUCAGAAGGAUGAAGGAGAUGGAGGAAAAUGUCAUCAGCCUCACAAACGCCGAAAACCCUAACAACGCCAUGGACCGACACGCAAUCGUGAAACAGCGUGCUCGGUUACAAAAGCUAACCGUCCGUAUCCGAAAGCUUACAGAGAGGUACGUUGUGGGAACACCGAUGGCUAACCUACCGCUCUUGGUGUUAGAAAAGCUUGAGAUAGCGAAAGGAGUAUUCGAUGCAGAAAUUGAUCGGCUUGAAGCGGUGUACAGACAGCGAGAAAAACCGCACUCUCCAGCUCCUAAGACCAGUAACGGUCAGAACCGAAGUGAAACGCCUACUCUAGCGGAUCCGGCCACAAAUGAAACCGACGAAAGGAUAGAAGCUCCUUUCACCGAGCAACUUGUAACCGGGCAACCUGGGGUUUCCGAACCGGGCAUUACAGAAGAAAGGGUUAAGUCCCUUAUUCAAGAGUUUGACGACUCAACGGUUCAACCAUUACAGGAGAAAAUCAAGAAAGCCGUGCGCAGUACACUCUUGUUCGCCGAAAAGAAGAGGGAUGAUGUCCUAAAGGCAGAGGACCUGAUAACGGUCAUCGAAAAAGAAUACGAGGACGACGUAAUUCUGCACAACGAGCAUUAUCAACAAACCGAGGACUUGGAAGAAGAGACCUCAAGGAUAAAAGAUGACAUAGAUCGGUUUGAAAGGGAAACCGAGCAACGAUUCAAAGAGGGUCACGGAUCUGAAAAGAAGAAUGCAACCCUUGAAGACCGCAACGACAAGCUCGAAGCCGACCUCAAGGCGCUCACCGCACAAGUAGAUGAAUUAAUCAAGGCCAAGUUGAAUGUUGAUACAGCAGUUGAGGAGGCAAACGCCCGAGCGGCAAAGGAAGUCCAGGAUGCGCUGGACGAAGAAACACGGAGAGCAAAGGGGACACCGCGUCUGACAGAAGAAGAAAUAGCCGAGCGCGAACGUAACACAGCGGCUAAAUAUCCGGGACUUGCGAAGUCCAUAGCAGUUCAAGCGGCCAAAGAUGCAGAGCGGUUAAACGCACAAAAACAAGGGUUCGAAGAAUAUGCCAGGGCUCACAAAAAGAAAAAGGCGGCCCCUUCCUCUUCGGUUCCGGCAAAACGGAAAAGGAAAACAUCAAAGAAGGCUCAAGUAGCCGGGAUGCAGGAAAGGAUCACUGAAACGAUUAUUGAAAAUCAACCGGACCCGGCUACUCACACCGAAGAUGAGGAUGAAGAGCAUCUGGAGCAGCGUUCUACAAGACAGCGAGUCUCCGAUACGGUUCCAAUCAGCACGAUUAGUCAACCGCAAGUUGGAGGAUCAUCCUCAAGACCGGAUCAACCGAAUAAGAAAACACCCACCAAGAAUAUGAUGGACGACUUCACGUUUUCCGAAUCAGAAUAG